UGCCCUGCCGAAGCCAAGCCUGGCUAAGCCGCCAAGCAGCAGUAUUUACAAUGUACUAGAAUACAGUUGAUACCGACGCAAAGUAGCGUCGUUGUGUUUGAAGUGUUUGUUGAUCGUUUAAACGCGAAAAAGCGUUGAGGCCCGCAUUUAAACUGGCCAGAUAUACCACACUGACUUUCUCGUGCUUUGUGAGAGGUCGUGUUUUUCAUCGCAUUGUCUACGCAUCUUCUUGAGGCUUCGACAUGAGCGGAUCUGAUGAGAACGCGCAGUGUUCAAACACAUCUGCCAGUGAAAUCGAGGACCAGCAGAGCUCGAAUAAAUUACUGGACAAGCUCCUGCAGGAGUAUGAAGAGAAGUUCAAGUACAGAUACACUGACCAAGAUUCUAAAUACAUGGAUGUUGUCAACAAGCCACUGCCACCGCCUCCUGUUGUCUAUCCUUGGUUUGUGCAGAAUAGGAGAUCUUACGACAGAAGAGACAACCGCCAGGAGGGUUACAGUCAUGGCAGGGGCGACAGGAAUAACAGCUGGCACAGAGGAGGGAGGCAGUGGGAGGAUCGACGCAGAGGCUACCAAGACUAUGGUGGUGGUCACCGUGGUUACAGAGACCGUGAGGACCACAGGCAGGAAUCACGUGACAACUACUCAUACCAGCAAAGGCCAAGGAGAGACUACUGAUCUCAAAGUGUGAAUGUGAAAUGAAUGUCAUUGUGUCUGAAAGUCUCAUGCAAUAAACAUUUUCCUCAAAGAUUUUCACCGCACUGAAACUGGGUGCUUGCAAGACUGUGAUGGGAUCAUUCACUGGCCAUAGCAUUCUAUGAACCUAGCGGCCGCCUGCAGAUCACAAUUCAUACUCAAAAAGCAACGAACAGAUAUGUUCAAUCAUUGGAUAUAAAAUAUAUAUCGCCAAUAUCACUGUGUAACAAAUGUAUGCUUAUGACAGAUAAAAUAAAGGUGUUCUUGUGUAGGAUGCAA
Dermacentor albipictus is the source of this 974-nucleotide messenger RNA. Its product is annotated as RNA guanine-N7 methyltransferase activating subunit. The record is from RefSeq and is a predicted model, not a curated record. NCBI's taxonomy places the organism in Eukaryota, Metazoa, Arthropoda, Arachnida, Ixodida, Ixodidae. Gene Ontology annotation, molecular function: RNA binding. Gene Ontology annotation, biological process: RNA 5'-cap (guanine-N7)-methylation.